AUGAAUAGUACUUUAACUAUCAGUCAGGAAAUCAGUCAACAGGGUAAUAAGAUACCAACAUAUUUCACACAGGAAGAUGGUAAUUCAUUGAGUGCUUUGCUCGAGGAAUGCGUCUUCAAGCAACAAGCCAAGGAGGUCAAGCAAAUCUUGAUUAGCGAGCGUCUCAUCGAGAGUGGUCGUGUCGAUCCAGAAGUCGACUGGUUCUACUGCAAGCUCGGAAUCGACUCGAACUACUUUGAGUCCACUCCAGCCAUGGUGAUCGCCCGUCACAUCCUCUCGUUAUACGCCGCCAAGAUGGUGUCGCACGCCACCGGCGCCAAGCUCGAAGUCCAACUCCAAUCAAAGACCGAAGGUUCCGCCACCUUCAUUUCGCCAUCCAACCCAGGAAAGCGUGACUCGCCAGCCAUGGCCAUCGAGCAACACAUUGAAUCCCAAUAUUUCGGUGAGGGAUACCAUCAGGAUGCCGGUCAAGACGCACUCUCCCACCUCAAGCAUGUCUCCACCAGUCUCAGCGCAACCUCGCCACACGGAUUCCGUCUCGCCUGUUACCGUACCACCGGAACUGUAUCAAGCGCCAGUCCAGUACACUUGCGUCUCUACUACCUCACCAAGCCAGUCUUCCCAACUCCAGAGUCUGUUUCCGAGUCGGAGACAGACCUCGCCAAGAUUGGUGACGUCAACUUCUUGGCUCGUUCAUCCGAUGCCACUAAGAAGAUCUACCAAGAGGUCAUGAACGAAGUCGUCCACAAAUUGGGACCAGUCAUCAAGCACUACCCAUACCAAACCAACGGUGCCCGUCUCGUCAUCGCUUACCGUCGUGGAUCUACCCACUCCUACUGGUCUGCCAUCUCCGAGCUCUACCAUUACCACAGAAUGUACGCCACCCACAAAUACGUCGAACAAUUCUCAAACGGAAUUGUCAUUUACUCGAUUUACAUACGUCCACUUCAACCUGAAGUCGAUAUCAACUCUCAUAUUUCAAAGAUUGCUGAACAAGCAUCACUUGUUUAUGUAUUACCAAGAACUUCAUUGACUCCAUUGUUCCUUUCACAUCAACUUUCAUUCCCAGAGGUUACUUAUGCCUACGUUGGUUGGAAGUUUGCCUACCAAUUUUUGAAUAGAUACGCCACUGAAUACUCUGCAUUGUCAGCAGCAAUCGGAGACGAUUCAACCAAGCAAGCCAUGUUGGCUCAACUCAAGACUCGUUUGUCAAAGGAUACUUUCACAGAGGGACGUGUCAGAGAUGCCCUCCUCCAAUACCCAGAGUUGGUCAAGUCGUUGUACUCUGACUUUGAGAAGUACCACUUCAAGGGUGCCGCCAAAUACGACCUCAACCACGGUCAAGAAAUCAUCACCCAAAUCAAGCGUACCGUCAACAACGAGUUGGACAGCCAAAUCUUCACCGCCAUCCUUUCUUUCAACCGUCACUUGUUGAAGACCAACUUUUACAAACAAACCAAGACCGCUUUGGUCUUCCGUUUGGACCCAGGAUUCCUCUCGAGCAAAGAGUAUCUCUCCAAGCCAUUCGCCGUCUUCUUUGUUGUCGGUUCCGAAUUCCGUGGAUUCCACAUUCGUUUCCGUGAUAUCGCCCGUGGUGGUAUCCGUAUUAUCCGUUCCCAAAACACCACUCAAUACGACCACAACUCGUCAUCGUUGUUCGACGAAAACUACAAUUUGGCAUCGACUCAACAAUCAAAGAACAAAGACAUUCCAGAGGGUGGUAGUAAGGGUACUAUCUUGUUGAGUGCCGAUCACCAAGGUAAAGCCGAAGUCGCCUUCCGUAAAUACAUUGACGCUCUCCUCGAUCUCUUGCUUCCAAACGAAGAGAUCAUCGACCAUUUCGCACGUGAGGAAAUCCUUUUCUUGGGUCCAGACGAAGGUACUGCCGAUUUCAUGAAUUGGGCAUCGGCACACGCCAAACAACGUGGUGCUCACUUCUGGAAAGCCUUUACCACUGGAAAGUCGCUCUCCAAGGGUGGUAUUCCACACGACCUCUACGGUAUGACCACACGUUCCAUCCAUCAAUACGUCUUGGGUACUCUCGAAAAGAUGGGACUCGACGAAUCUAAAUGCACUAAAUUCCAAACCGGUGGACCAGACGGUGAUUUGGGAUCGAACGAAAUCAAGAUCUCCAAGGACAAGACCAUCGGUAUUGUCGACGGUUCCGGUGUUAUCUUUGAUCCAGAGGGUUUGAAUCGUGAGGAAAUCACUCGUCUCGCUGGAAAGCGUCAAAUGGCCCGUUACUUUGACAAGACCAAGUUGUCAGCCACCGGUUUCUUUGUUGAUGUCGCCGACACCGACGUCAAGUUGCCAAACGGUGAGGUCGUUGAAUCCGGUUUGAUCUUCCGUAACAACUUCCACUUGAAUCCACUGGUCACUGCCGACAUCUUUGUGCCAUGCGGAGGACGUCCAGAAUCGGUCGGUCUCGUCAACGUCGAUAAAUUGUACACUGCCACCGGUGAAUGUCGUUUCCCAAUCAUCGUCGAGGGUGCCAAUCUUUUCUUCACUCAAAAGGCACGUUUGAUGCUCGAAGAGCGUGGAGCCAUCAUCUUCAAGGACGCCUCUGCCAACAAGGGUGGUGUCACCUCUUCGUCACUCGAAGUGCUCUCUGCUCUCGCUCUCACCGACAGCGAGUUUGACCAACACAUGUGCGUCAAGGACGGUGUCAUCCCAGCUUUCUACGAAGCCUACAUCAAGGAUGUCCACCACACCAUCGAGAACAACGCUCGUCUCGAGUUUGAGUGCAUCUGGCGUGAACAUGCCAAGUCCAAGACUCCACGUUCGAUUCUCUCCGAUUUGAUCUCCGACAAGAUCAACUCACUCAACGAUUCCAUCCAAGAUUCACCACUCUGGGACAACCAAGAUCUCAAGAAGAAGAUCAUCUCUGCCGCUUGCCCACCAGAGUUGUUGAAAUUGCUCGGUGUCGACAAGAUCGUCGAACGUGUACCAGUACCCUAUGUUAAAGCCAUUUUCGGUUCCUAUUUGGCCAGUCGUUUCGUUUAUGAAUGUGGUCUCUCCAGUCCAGAGUUUGCUUUCUUCACUUUUAUCACUCGUCUCCUUGGAAAUUAA
Heterostelium album PN500 is the source of this 3069-nucleotide messenger RNA. It is a transcript of the gene glud2, whose product is annotated as NAD+ dependent glutamate dehydrogenase. Gene Ontology annotation, molecular function: L-glutamate dehydrogenase (NAD+) activity. NCBI's taxonomy places the organism in Eukaryota, Evosea, Eumycetozoa, Acytosteliales, Acytosteliaceae. Bases 1 to 3069 code for a protein of 1022 amino acids. Gene Ontology annotation, cellular component: mitochondrion. Gene Ontology annotation, biological process: L-glutamate catabolic process. The transcript is spliced from 2 exons. The record is from RefSeq and is a predicted model, not a curated record.